Messenger RNA from Hibiscus syriacus, 1493 nucleotides. Its product is annotated as interactor of constitutive active ROPs 1-like. Bases 61 to 1224 code for a protein of 387 amino acids. Lineage: Eukaryota; Viridiplantae; Streptophyta; Magnoliopsida; Malvales; Malvaceae. The record is from RefSeq and is a predicted model, not a curated record. The transcript is spliced from 4 exons.
GUUUUUUUAAGUAUUUAGUUCGUUUUCAAGCAUAAACUCUUUGAAGUUCAAGUGCCUAAAAUGCCAAGAUCAAGGACUAGGAGCUCAGAAAUGCCACAAAGGCAAUCUCCUCGAGGCACGCAUCAGGUUAGGUCGUCGAGUUCUGAAUCCGAUUCUUUGCAUCAUCGAUCGAUUACUGAUCAGAGUAGUCCCAAGGUUGGUGACCGUCGUUCGUCUAGAGGUGCUCCUCAGGCGGAUCCAUUGAACCAGAAGAAGCUCGGCACUCGCAUUUCAGAUUUGGAAUCUCAACUGGGGCAGGCACAAGAAGAGCUGAAGAAUCUGAAAGACCAGUUGGCUUCAGCUGAAGCUGCAAAGAAAGAAGCACAGCAAGAGCUGGAAAAUAAGACCACGAAGACGAAAGCUCAUGAACAUAUUGAGCCUAGUGAAAAGAUUUCUCCCAAGAAAACUCGAGAUUCUAAGAAAUCCGAUUGCACCGUCAGAGGCGAAGUUUCUGAAGACAAUCAACAAGAAACUGAUGUUUUCGAAGUCCCGGUGGAAAAAGCAGCUUUUGAUCCUAAGGUGGAAGUCGAAGAAGUUGAUCAAGAUGAUGAAAAAACCAAAGCAAUAGAGAUAUCAACUGCACCACCGAGAGAAUCAGAACCGGAAAAACCAUCUUUGCAAGAAUUGGCUUUGAAAAAUGAUGAGAUAAGUAUGUUGAAAUCCAAGGUAGAAGAGAAAGAAAAGGAGCUUAGUGUUUUUACUCAAGAAAACGAGGACCUGAAAAAGCAGCUCAACGAAGCGACCUCGAACAUUUCGAGUGGUAAAGCCAAGGAGGAAGAAAUGACUUUGAAGUUAAGCCAAGUAGGGGGGGAACUGGCAGCAAGUAAAACAGACGCAGCUCAAUUGAAGGAAAAGCUCCAAUCAGUGGAAGAACAAAAGGAAGCAUUGGAAGCCGAGAUGAAGCAGCUAAGGGUACAGACUGAACAGUGGAGAAAAGCAGCGGAUGCCGCUGCAACUAUUAUUUCCGGUGGCAUGGAAAUGAACGGGAGGAUUUCAAACCGGUGUAGCUCGAUGGACAAGCAUUUCGGUGGCGUGUUUGAGACUCCAGCUGGUGGUGGUUUUGCAGGUUAUGUCGGAUCACCAGGCUUAGGUGACGAUAUGGACGAUGGUUUCGUAACUGGAAAACGCAAAGGCUCUGGGAUUAAAAUGUUCGGAGACUUGUGGAAAAAGAAGAGCCAGAAAUAAAACUCUGCACAUCCGAAGUACUUCCGAAGAUCGUAUUUUGUGACGGCAGCUCCUAUAAUCAUUUUGAAAUGGUUGCUCACCAUUCCGGUUUUUGUCGGUCAUGUGUUCCGAACGUUGCAUCAGGUCUGGCUGCCAUAUCUCAUGCUCAGUAGGUAUAGUAUUGCUCCUGCAAAAGUAAUGUAAAACCUAAAACCACUAAGGAUGAUCUUUAACAUGUUGUGAUGUUAUUAAUUAGGUAUGGGGACAUAUGGUAUUUAAGAGGUAUUUCU